Molecule: messenger RNA, 877 nt
Organism: Protobothrops mucrosquamatus (brown spotted pit viper)
Lineage: Eukaryota; Metazoa; Chordata; Lepidosauria; Squamata; Viperidae
Product: fibroleukin-like
Exons: 1
Source: RefSeq, a predicted model, not a curated record
GCAUCCAGCUACUUCAAGGAGACUGUUCCAAUUAUUUUGCUGCCGGAAAGCGGCAGAACGGCGUCUACAAAAUCACCCCGGAUCCCAGAAACCGUAGCUUUGACGCUUAUUGCGACAUGGAGUCCUUUGGCGGUGGCUGGACGGUCUUCCAGAUGCGCCAGGACGGCAGCGUUUCCUUCAACCGGACCUGGGAGGAGUACAAGAACGGCUUUGGAAACGGUAAGGAGUUCUGGCUAGGGAACGACAAAAUUCAUCUCCUGACCAAGAGCAAGGAGAUGCAGCUGAGGAUCGAGCUGGAAGAUCUCAGCGGCGUCCGACAAUAUGCCAGAUACGACCAGUUCUACGUCGCCAACGAGUUUCUCAAAUACCGGUUAACCAUCGGCAGCUACAGCGGCACCGCCGGAGACGCCUUGAACUUUAGCAAGCGCUACAACCACGAUCAAAAGUUCUUCAGCACCGCGGACAGGGACAAUGAUCAGUACACCUCCGGCAGCUGCGGCGCCUAUUAUAGCUCUGGCUGGUGGUUUGACGCCUGCAUGGCCGCCAAUCUCAACGGCAAAUAUUAUAACAAGAAAUACAAAGGGGUCCGCAACGGCAUUUUUUGGGCCACGUGGCCCGGAGCUUCUGACGAUAACAUGAACGGUUACCGGAAAGCUUUCAGGAAGGUCAAAAUGAUGAUGAGGCCCAAGAUUUUCUUGCCGUGAAUCCUUUCCCCCUUCUCCCGAAUCCCUUCGUCCGAUGUUGGCGCUUUCCUCCAGAAUUUGAGCGCAAUUUAAGAAGAGUCUUGUUCAUUUUUUUUCUCUCUUGCGAGCAUUCCUCUUCCGAAGUACGCAGGCAUAUUUUCCCGACCAAAUUCACGAUGGCAUACGGCCAAACG